AUGGAAGGUGAAGAGGGAACACAGCAGCCGCAGCUUGUGCUUGCAAACAAGCUAUUCUUGCUCACUCAAAACGACGUUGAUGACAUCGAAAAGGUUCGCCUUCGAGACGAGGUCUUCCAAUUCAUCCUCGCCAACGAUAUGGCGCCGCUGUACGAAGCAUUAGUUGCAGCCAAAGUUUUGGAUCUGGAUCAGAAAGCCCUCGAUUCGAUGCGUUCAAAGAUAAAUGAAGAGUUAAAGAAGCUCGAAGAGAAGAUUGCUGAUUCAGAAGAAAAUUUGGGUGAAAGUGAAGUUAGGGAAGCUCACUUAGCCAAAUCCUUAUUUUACAUUCGAAUUGGGGACAAGGAGAAGGCACUGGAGCAACUAAAGAUAACCGAGAGCAAAACAGUUGCGGUCGGACAAAAGAUGGAUUUGGUAUUCUACACUCUACAGAUAGGUUUUUUCCACAUGGACUUUGAUCUUAUCUCUAAAAGCAUUGACAAAGCAAAGAACUUGUUUGAAGAGGGGGGUGACUGGGAGAGAAAGAACCGUUUGAAGGUGUAUGAGGGAUUAUUCUGCAUGUCUACUCGCAAUUUCAAAAAAGCCGCCACUCUGUUUCUCGACUCCAUUUCAACUUUCACAACCUACGAGCUCUUCCCUUAUGACACCUUCAUAUUUUACACUGUUCUUACUAGCAUCAUAUCCUUGGAUAGAGUUUCCUUGAAGCAAAAGGUGGUGGAUGCCCCAGAGAUAUUGACUGUUAUUGGCAAAAUCCCAUAUUUGUCAGACUUUCUGAACUCCCUUUAUGAUUGUCAGUAUAAAUCAUUUUUCACCGCUUUUGCUGGCUUGACCGAGCAUAUUAAGUUGGAUCGCUAUCUGCAUCCACACUUCCGGUACUACAUGAGGGAGAUAAGAACUGUAGUUUAUUCCCAGUUCUUAGAAUCCUACAAGAGUGUAACUAUUGAAGCUAUGGCUAAAGCAUUUGGAGUCACAGUGGAUUUCAUUGAUGUGGAGCUGUCUCGGUUUAUUGCCGCUGGGAAGUUACAUUGCAAGAUAGACAAAGUUGCCGGUGUGCUAGAAACCAAUCGUCCGGACGCGAAAAAUGCCCUUUACCAGUCGACCAUCAAGCAGGGAGAUUUAUUAUUGAACCGUAUUCAGAAGCUAUCUCGUGGAUCGCACUGGUCUCUGUUCGUCAGGAGUUGUCCGAGUACGGAAUGCGCGUCGGGCGCUGAGGGUGUGUGUGCGCGUUGGGCGCUGCCUGCGCAUCGAGCACUACGGAUGCAAAUCGUCGGUUACUGGCGAGAUUCUCGCGAGUUUGUGCGUCGCUGCACGGGUCUCGCUGGGGAUCUCGCGAUCUGCACGAGAGUCGCGCGUCUGAGCUCGACAGGAACGUCGUGCGCGUCAGGUGUACGGGUCGCGAGGAUGGCGUCGAGGUCGUCAUGGGUCUGCACGUGGCCGGGAUCUUUAAAUCGCGUUGGGCUUUCUGGUCACGUCUGGUUUGCAGGUCGUGAGGAUGACGCUGAGGUCAUCGUGGUCGAGUAG
Striga hermonthica is the source of this 1518-nucleotide messenger RNA. The record is from the annotation of a GenBank genome assembly. NCBI's taxonomy places the organism in Eukaryota, Viridiplantae, Streptophyta, Magnoliopsida, Lamiales, Orobanchaceae.